CGCUUCGCCAGCGCCAUCUUUUAGAUUACGGUGGAACUAGAUUGACGACUCUCAGCCGUCGGUCUGGCGGAGCGUUGGGUCGAUGGUUGGCGCCGCCAUGUUGAAUGUCAGAAUACUUUUGAUUUUCAACGAGCGCACCACGUCACCGACGAAUCGCUUUUGUUCUGCGUAAUCUUGCAUCAUUUUUGAUUGAAAGUGUUUAAAAUUAAGAGAAUAAGAGAUUUCCUAUCUACCAGUGUCUUUAUUUUGUGGAAAAUCGUUUUGAUUAGACAUUAAAUAGCAUAUGAUUGUGAAGUGAGUUAUUCUUUGGCUAUUUCCUAAUAAUCCACCAAACCUUAUCACUAUGGGUGAUUCUAAUAAAGGCGGGGAACCGCCUACAUCAGAAGUGCGAGAAAUCCCGCCCGAAUUGCAGUCUGAGAAAAAGCCACCAGAUGAAAAUAGUGCAGUGAAAUUUUUAAAUAACAUGGAAGCGCUAUUUACCCGCAUGUUGGCAUCACCGCAGGCUUCGACUAUUGGUUCUAGCUCUCAGACCGGCAUAGUGAAAUUAGUGCAAUUUAACCCUGAGGAUGUCGACGCGGAUAUAGAAGGUUGGUGCAAGGUUACUGAACUUAUUGUGAAAACAAAGUGCCUAGAAGGUGUAGAUUUGCUGGUAGCGCUCACGAGAGCACUAAAAGGACGUGCAGCUACCUGCCUAACUAAAUUAAAUUUGAACGAUUUGACAUGGGAGUCAGUAAAGCAAAGAUUGAUGGCUCAGUUUUGUCGACCCAAGUUAUCACAAGACUACUUUGACGAAGUUUUACGUUUUCAAAUCGGGUCCAAGGAGACUGCACCAGAAGCUGGAUUACGCUUGUGGAAUAUGAUCGAACGAAUUCCUAAGACACAAUUGGAAGAAGAAGCGAUAACUGGUUUUGUCAUAUCUGUAUUGUGCCAAAAGGAUGGCAUUAUACGUCGCGAAUUGAAUGCCCAUGCUAUUACUACUAAAGCUCAGCUUUUCAGAAUCUUAGGCGGCAUUUCAAUUAAGCGACGAUUCGACGCCACUGAAACUCAAGAACCUGAAUCGAAGCGACCACGUACAACAGAUGCUAGAUUUCCUGGCAAAUGUCAUUGGUGUGGCAUCUCUGGACAUAGACAAUCUGAGUGCAGAAAGCGACGAGCAGAUACUUCUGCGACCUCUAACCAACAAGAUGCUUCAACUCCGGCGCGUACUUCCGAGAAGACUUCAACAGUAACUUGCUACAGCUGCGGGAAUCCUGGACACCUAGCUACGCAUUGUCAAGAAAAGAAGAGCACUAGUAAAGUUGCUGAAAGGAAGGAGGUCAACCUUUGUGAACAACGACUGUCGAGGGGUGUCUUGAGGACGUCGUCCGAACUGCAACACAAAGCGCCCGAGGACGGUCGCAUGUCAGUCCGGCCGUGACGGCGCUUCGCCAGCGCCAUCUUUUAGAUUACGGUGGAACUAGAUUGACGACUCUCAGCCGUCGGUCUGGCGGAGCGUUGGGUCGAUGGUUGGCGCCGCCAUGUUGAAUGUCAGAAUACUUUUGAUUUUCAACGAGCGCACCACGUCACCGACGAAUCGCUUUUGUUCUGCGUAAUCUUGCAUCAUUUUUGAUUGAAAGUGUUUAAAAUUAAGAGAAUAAGAGAUUUCCUAUCUACCAGUGUCUUUAUUUUGUGGAAAAUCGUUUUGAUUAGACAUUAAAUAGCAUAUGAUUGUGAAGUGA
Molecule: messenger RNA, 1718 nt
Organism: Leguminivora glycinivorella
Lineage: Eukaryota; Metazoa; Arthropoda; Insecta; Lepidoptera; Tortricidae
Exons: 2
Coding region: 344-1417 (357 amino acids)
Molecular function (GO): nucleic acid binding; zinc ion binding
Source: RefSeq, a predicted model, not a curated record